Molecule: messenger RNA, 7434 nt
Organism: Dermacentor silvarum
Lineage: Eukaryota; Metazoa; Arthropoda; Arachnida; Ixodida; Ixodidae
Exons: 16
Coding region: 683-5701 (1672 amino acids)
Source: RefSeq, a predicted model, not a curated record
AGUUUCGCUUUCGGCCCCAAAGACAAACUUCGCAACGCCGGCUGACCGCCUGGACCGACGGCAGCCGCUGCUGUGUGUGCGUGUGUCGUCUGCUUCUCGCCCCUCGUGAUCUUGUCGUCUGCUACAAGCCGGUGCUGCUUCUCGCCCCUCGUGAUCUUGUCGUCUGCUACACGCCGGUGCCUACCGUUCUUCUGCCGCGGCUUUUGUUGCAGCUUUGUUUCUUCUCGUGUCGCGAAGAAUUAAGUGGUCACUCUCCGCGGCGCCGGUGUCGUAACCCCCCCGCCGACCUUUCCUGUCUCGCCAGAACGCGUUGUGUCCCCCCGUCACUUGCUGGCACUGCUACCGUUCUUUCUAACCACUGUUUUCAAAGGUCUCCUACGCGGUCAACCUGCCGUGAGUGUUUGUUUCGCUGUCGCAAUUCGAGUGGGGACUCGCUACGUGCUGUUUUGGUGCCGUCAACGGCUCGUUGGCUGGCUUGGCUAGCUAGCUAGUCUGGCUUGCGAAGCGGACUUUUGGAGUGAAGACUGUUCGUCGUUCGGUGUGAGCCGCCUGACUACCUGGUUACGGGUCUUCUAUCUUCGCUUCAGUGCAACGUUUUCAUCUCAGCAGUCUGACAGCGGGGCCCAAGUUUGGAUAUGACGCACAUCGAUUGCUGUUUCUGAUCGUUGUUGAAGAAGUCUACAUGGAGUCGUACGAGGUGGGCGGUGGUGCGGCCAACGGGCUGCCGGCGGCGGGCCUGGUGCCCGGCGUGGUGCCGUCCGGUCCUGUUCUGGACCACAGCGCCCAAAAGGACAGGCGUCUGCUGGCGCAGCAAGGGUCGCUAGGCAAGCGCCGCAAGCCGUCCAGGGGAAGUCUUCACGCGUUCCUCUCGGCCCUGCAUCGCUGGGCGCCCGGCGACAGCGACGAAGCCACGUCAGAAGCAGCGACCGCAGUUACCGCCGACGCGGGGGCGUCUGCACCACUGCCCGCUGGGCACAGCGCACCGUCCGGAAGGCCGUCGGCUCGCAGUAGCCCGCCACCCUUGACCACAGAUAUCGAUAACGUCAACGAAGCAGACACCAAACCGAAGCCUUAUCGAACGAACCAGCAACAAGCCGAGAUCAACAACAACAAAAACAUCGCCGACAAGAACACCGUCCAGAGCGAGACCAGCAAGCCCGGCGUCCGGUUCAUCGCCGACUCGGAGCGCCCGGCCUCCGCCGGUGGUCACUUGGAGGUGUCCAAGAAGUCCGAGGUGGUCCGCCCAGGCGUCGGCGGGACCAUCUUGGGACACCGGCGACAGUCGAGUCUCGACUCGGGCUGUAGUCUUGACAUGUCCUCGUCCUCUUCGUCUUCAGGCAAGGGUUCACCGGACCCCGUAGCGCCGACUCUCACGCCACCGCCGGAGUUCGCCGACACGCCCAUCAUGGAGAGAAGACGUCGCUCCAGGAGGAGGCACACCUCCGGUGCCUCGGCCACGGGCGCUACUCCCGGAACCAUAACUGGGUCGCCGGGCGUCGGAACGUACAGCGCCGCACCCAAGGUACCGGACUCCAUUCCUCGCAUACCGCGCGCCAAGGAGACCAGCGCGAGCACCGCACCGGAACCGUCGUCACCGGAAAUUCAUAUCAACUUCCGGAUCCUACCCAGGGCCAAGGCCCGCGGCGCCACCAAUGCCUCGGGCCCGUCGGUGUUCCGAUCCGAAAGCUGCCGUCCCUUUAGUAGCCAGAGUGCAGGCGGCGACGCAUCUCCGCCGGCUUUCAAGUGCAUGUCCUGGGACCGGCACCUGCUGUCCUCUCCGUCGGACCGCUACCUGGACGACUCCGAGAGGCGCUGUCGGUCGCUCUCCCGUCCCGGUCGACUGCCGCUUUCUUCUCACGAGGAGGGCAGCAAGAGGGAUCCCGAAUGGCUUGAGAUUGCGCGACGCCGCCAGGCCACGGGAGUCGACUGGGACAACCUCGAGACUCACAUGAAGCAGCCGCAGAGCAUCUCGUGCAGCAACUUGUCCGAGAGCCACAUGCGAGGCAAGGUGUCCACCCUAGCUUCUGCUGACCGGGCCGGUCUGCGCCUGGUGCGAUCGGCCAGCGCCCUCUACCCACGAAUCAAGAUGUCGCGCUUCGAGCGGCGCAUGCGCAGGGAAAAUCCGAAUCCAUCCCCCGAGCGACGUCGCUCCUCGGACGAGUUCGUGCUGGUCUCUUCGUCGUCCUCGUCGUCGGACGCCGCGUCGGCGGGCGCCAGUUCCACCGAGGACGAGAAGCCGAGCUUCCUGAACGUCCAGCUUCGUCACGUGGAGAAGGCCCCGCCGCUCAACGUGGUUUUCCAGACGCGCGGAGGCGGCGGGGUCGGCGUCGGUGCCGUGGAGCCUGCGCCCGCCCCCCGCUCCGCAUCGCCCACGCUCACGUGGAAGAGCCACCGCGAGGACAACGUGGCCGCCACCACGCCGUCGCCGACGAGGCCCGACAGACACUCCGCCGCGUCGGCCAGGUCCGAAAGAGCGGCCACCGCGGCCGCCGGCCGGACCAGAACCGUGUCGGAAUCGCUGGGUGUAGCCGAGUACUUGACGCCGAAGCGCGUCGAGCUCAUCGAAGCUCCUCAGCCUGCCGCCAAGAAGGACGCCGGGGGCCAUGCACGUGGGAGCCCGACCCGGACCGCUCUGUCCGAUCACAUUCCGCGAGGUGGCGUCAGGGGCGGUCCCCCGCUGCGACGGAGUUCGAGCGUCCAGAUGCGCAGCCGCGAGGCCAUGUCGGCGGGCCGGGCUUCACCCUGGGACACGAUGGACUCGGCCGUCACGCCGUCGUGGAUCCUCGAGGCAGAACGAAAGAAGAAGAGCGGCAUAGACUGGGCUCGCCUAGACAAGUCUCUGUCUCAGUCCGGUGGCAAGCGGGCGACAAACCUGUCCAGCGAAUGUCUUCACCAGCCGACUUCGGCCACCGAAGUAGUGCCUGACUGGCUGAAGGAGAUUCGAAGGAAGAAGCAGGAGGACGCCUCCAUCAGGCUCUCGAGGAGUUCAGAUGACCUUCCGUGUGCGGUGUUGCUGGAAAGCCUCGGCGGCGGUGGCUGCCCGCGUGCGCCGAGCAGCCGCCGGGAUGACUCGGUCGACUGGCCCGAGAACCUCAGCGCGUUGCUGGACGAAAUCUUCAGCGAGGCCGAGGAGUCGUGCACCACUCCGUUCCCGGCACUGCUGCCCUCUUGUGAGCCGGCGGUCGCAGUGGAGGCGCAGCAGCAGCAGCAGCAGCAGCAGCAGCAGGAGGACGAGCGAGGCGACGCCGAGAUCUACGUCAACGUUCCCCUCAGGGUUGCCAGACCAGUCGAAGACAAAGACGCGGAAGAAGUUGAUCGCGAGGAAGGCGCGUCGAAGUCGCCCGUCGAAGUCGCGGAGUGUUCUGAGACCACAAAUUUGCAGACAGUUGACGGCGUGAGCCAAGCCACUACCGCAACCGCUGCCACCACUACGAGUAGCUCGGUUGCCGCCGCUGUCGCGGCCGUUCACGCCGCCAACAUGCACUCGCCCAAGCAGGCGCUCAUGGAGGAGCUCAAGCAUGUACUUCAGAAGCGCUACACCAUGGAGGUCCUCAGAGAGGAUAUUCUGAACGAGGCUAACGUUAUCGACAGUGCCACACCGCGUCCUCAGUCCAGGAGCCCAACCGAAGCCUCCAGGAAAACGCCACCGACCGCUGCUCAGAGAUCGACCGAACAACAACCGUCGAGCACGGCGAUAAGCGGUGGUUCUUCCAUUCCGCCGCCGCCUCCUUUGCCUCCGAGCGACUUCUGGUCCAAGCCCAAAGAAGUGUGGUUCAAGCAGGAGCUGCAGAAGCCCGGAGACGGCCGCUUAGUCGCUCCCGUCUGCCAGCGGGACAGCGAGACGCAGACACACACAGUGGAUUACGGUGCUCAGGUGGCGUCACCCGUACAAGCGUUCAGCCCGGGUUCCAUGCUGCACGCGAUGACACCCUUCGCGACCUACACUCGACCGUUCGUCGCUCCCGGAGGCAACCAGGUUCUUCUCCUCGAUGACCGCGGGAUCCAGCUUCAGUCCGGAUCGCUGUACGCCAUGCCCAUAUACGCGGGGACGACGCCGACUUCCGAUCGCGCGAUACCACUGCCGCCAACGCCGGCAGCGGCUGCGGCGACCGGAGUAUUCCCAGCGACACCCGCCAUAUUCGUUGCUCGGGACGACGACCGCAUCACCAAGAAGGUUACCAUGGAGUCCAAGUCGACCUCCACCGACGCCUACUUCGGACCCACCCCGAGCCCAGCAUCCGCGGCUUACGGAACGAUGGCUGGUGGUGACACCAAAAGCCUCCUCGACGAGGUCGAGAAGAAGCUGGAGGAAGACAGGAAGCCUCCGGACGAAAGCCGGCCCCGAACGGCGACGCCCACCGCAGGGGGAGUGUCCAAGAUCACUACAGUUGAGACGACGACCAUCAUGGAGACGUUGCAGUCCACGACGGUGUCAAGGCGCGCCAUCGACGAGCAGUCGCUCAAGUCCGUGUGCGCUCGCUCCGAGAAAGAGGACGUCCUGUCAGGCCUUUCCGAGUCUCCGAUACCUUUCGCCGACGACGACGACGUGAUGGAGGAGCUCGGAUUCUCGUCUCGGGUCGAGUCGAGGUCCGCUUCCCGAGCCGAAGACAAGACUGAAGUGGUCAGCGACGAAAAGGUCACCAUGUACUCGUCGAGUAGGAAGCAUUCGGUGCCCCAGACCGAACCAAAGGAACCGAUCCAGCUGCGUGACGUCAAAUCACCGCCGUUUUCGAAGCAGGUUAACGGUGAACAAACAACACCAAAGGCGGCUUCUCCGCUUCGAGUCUCAUCGCCGCCGCGAGAUUACACACCACCUAGGGCUGUGACUCCUCCAGAUUCGUCGACGAAGGGUCCCAUGCUGAACGGCCAUCGCAGUCCACCUCGCAGUCCACCUCUCGAGACGUCCUUCGAUGCCGUAGACAGAGGGUUCCACACAGAGCCCCUCAAGAAGAGAGCCCCGAACGGAGUUACCGUCUUGUCCAGCUCCAAGGGGGCGUCCGUCACUUCAAAGUUCCAGAGGCCGUCCUGCAUCAGUCCUGCUAGCUCUACAGUCACGACAGGUCCAGACGGAACGCUCAGGGGAGCCCACGCCAGAGCCGCGGCUCAAACCCUCGCCGCUGCCACGAAAGAAUACUGCAACGGCGACGUCCGCAGGCCCCUGGGUCCGUUCAAGGCGACCAAGUCCAUGAGCGACUCUAACCUGGGAGCCAGGAUGCGACCCACGAAGAAGCCCACGGCGUCGCAGGCCACGCAGACUCCCAACGGUGUGAUUCCGACUUUCGAGAGGCGAGGCGAGAGCGGCUUCGGAGGCCGAGCCAUGGGCGUGCAGACGGACGAGCGGAUCGAGUCGUUCCUUCGGGACACGCUGCGCAGCUCGACCAAGGAGGUGGAGUUCGUCACCAAGGUUGACAGCAGCCAGCCGUCCAAGACGCUGAGGAAGAAGGUCACCACCAAGAUCCUUCGCGGCACGAGCGGCAAGGCCGGAGGUGUGCGGGAGAUCAUCGAGGAGAUCUACGACCAGUCAUCGGUGGUGGUUCGUCCCAGCACCGCCAUCAAGAACGUGACGCGUAGCGUGCAGCAGACCAGCGAUGGCCAGAAGUACCUGACCACGGUCAUCACCGAGGCACCGCCCACAGGACGCUCGAGGAGAAGCCGGAGGAGGGGAUUCGGCGAUCCUGACACGCAUAUCAUCAUGGUAUGACCUCUCCCGAGAGACAGCGUCUUAUGAGACUACAUGCUGUCAGUUCUCCCGCGCGUCAUGACUAAGUCAUAUAUGUAGACAUCUGAGGUGGCCAUCGGAGUGGGCUCACCGCGGCUCCACGACCACGUGACCUCCCAGCGGACUCUUGUUUUCGUUCCCUCUGCUUUUCGAAAAACUUUAUGCAGUGCGUUGCGUUGUUCUUUCCGUCGUGUUUUCAACGUAUGCGCCUUGGCCUCUUUUCAAAGGUACGUCCCAAGACCGAGUGCUGACCGGACAACACACAACGUCGAGUGAGUUGCGCGUUGCUUAGCACUGGAGCGAAAUAGUGAAUUUCUAGUUAGCGGCGUGGUCUAUGUAAAACAACAGCCACUGCCAUGGGUGUAAUGGCCCCGACCAAGGCUUUGAUCUUAAUUUAGUUGUCUCUCUCAUUCUAGCGAUUGUGACAAAUGGCUGACUGACGGUAUACUGUGAAAUGGGCGAUCUACGACGUCCCCAGAUCGUGAGCACUGUUCUCAAGGCAGCCGUCUCAAGGCACUCGUUAGUGAGUCUGCGUGAGACGCCCAUGUUCUUUUAUACACGUCUCCCGGCCAGUCCUACAAAUCAGUGAGGAAGGAUCCUGUCGCGUGCGCGCAUGCUGUAGCCACGGGAAUCCGUUUGAACUGGGCGCCAUAUUUGAAUCUGUGCAGCUUCCAUCGGCGUUCGGCAGGUAGCGCUGCCAGUCAAAGAAGAGAACGGGGUCUGAAGCGCCCGCCUCUUUUGGGCACCGAGAGAGGCAUGGUUGAAAGGCUAGUUUGGGUUUUGGGGGGUUCCCUUACCCCACAUCCCUCAUAAACAAACAUGUAAGUUCAACUGGUCCAACCAGAAAGUCUAGUGCCCCAUUCCCAUUGGUAAAUAAUAGAAACUUACUUGUCAGAAGCAGAAAAGAGGCGGUUAGUGAACUGUCCAGUUCAACUGGCCAUUUAUUUUUACCAGAGCCUCUUAUUGCCUUUCGAAAACCGUCGAUCCAGGGGGCCUACUAUUGGAUGCGAUGAGCCUGAUUAAGCUAUUUUUUUUCUGUCGUAGAACAAACUGUUUGUUUCUGUAGUUUUGAUUUGUGUUCUUUGUCCGUCGUGUGGGUAUAGCGUAUCACUGCCGACGUCACGUCUAGAACAUUUUUCUCGAGAGCUGCACUGUUAAGAUGCUAUUUCUUUUUCUUAUGCUUCCCAGACCAAGCUAUAAAAUUAACUGGUUGUGGUUCGAUGUCAGGUGCACUCGUGCAUAUUAGAUGUGGACCCGGUGUUAAUACUUCUAUUCCUCUAGCGCUGUAGUGAUUUCGUAUAUGUCGCGUGUGAAUUACGUUCUCUGUGUACAUAGGUGUAAAUUAUGAUUAUAGGAAAUAAUAUAUGCCUGUUUUUUAUCCUUUUCUUGCUUUUUAGAUUUGAAUUACGCUCACUACCUUUUCUUCCUUUUAUUUCUACCUGUGUUUAGUGCAUUCGUUCUCGCCAUUAUUCUCCGGAAAGCUGUUUAACCAGAGCCCUUUGUCUGCAAUACAUCUUUAUAGCGCUGUUUGAUAAUUACCCAUUUUUGGAGGCCCCUUCUUCCUUCAGCUGAGAUCAGAGGGGCGAAUUGAAUGUUGGGUCGUCGGCGCCUUUCAUUACCGACUUGUUGAGGCGUACAGUGGAGUUCAUUCUGCGCAGUGCUUGUUGCUCAGACGAAAGUACGAAGAAUAAAUGCUUUGUUCUAUGUGAGCGACA